AUGCUGCUGGGGCCUCCUCACUCUUACUGCAUUGUGGAAAAGUGGAGGGGGUUCGAGAGGAUACUUCCCAACAAAACUAAAAUAUUGAGACUCUGGACAGCCUGGGGAGAGGAGCAGGAGAACGUGAGGUUUGUGCUGGUCCGGAAUGAGGCCUCGCUGCCUAAUAUAGGUCCCAGAAGCGCCGAGGCCAAGGUGGUCCUCAGCAGGGAGAGCCCAUGUCCUUUCAGAGGAGCUACGAAGGCCACGGCGGUGUUGACCCAAGAAAGGCAGCGCAGGGUGGUGAGGAAGGCUUUUCGCAAGCUGGCCAAGAUGAACAGAAAGCGGCAGGAGAGUUUAUCCAGAGAGUCCAACUCCGUGGAGAAGAUGGAAACGCUGGUACAUCUGGUUCUCUCCCAGGAUCACACCGUCCGUCAGCAGGUGCAGCGGAUCAAGGACCUGGACAGAGACAUAGAAAGGUACGAGGCUAAAAUCCAUUUUGACAGGAUGAAAAAACACGGGGUCAACUACGUCCAAGACACCUACCUGGUCGGUGUGGUCCCUGAAAAGUCUUGCGACGGCGAUAAGGAAGACCAAGGUUCUUCAGACCAACUUUUUGUUGACUUUGAGGACUAUGCUGAGAAAUGCGAGGGGGUCUUGUUACUGCAAGAUCAGAUCACACAGCAGGAGGCCUUGAUCGAACAGAUCACUGCCCAAAUCCAAGAGGAGCUCAACAAAAGGUGGAUGGACCGGCGUCAAGAGGAACUGUCCUCCUCCAAAGACCAGGACACGGACUCCACGAGCGGCGACCCGGAGGAUUGUGAGAACGAACUCUUCCUGGAGCAAGAAAGGGUUAAAACAGAGCUCGGUACCAGUCUCUACAUAGGAUUGAGACUGAACACUGACCUGGAGGCCAUCAAGGCCGAUUUGGAGUACACCCAAGAAGUGUGGGACGAGAAGGAGAAAGAACUGCAAAGCCUUUUGCAGAGCCUGAGCACCGUGGAACUCUCCGAACCUCAGGAGGACUCUGAGGAGCACAGUCCAGGGUGUUCCCAAGUUGUGGAGAGGAGCUCUGUGGACGCUCCAAACGUUUGGGUGGAGAAGGAGGUGGAAAGGUGUACAAACUGCGAAGGGAACGACGAAGAUUCGGACACGGGAUUAAGUUCCAUGCAUAGCCAGGACUCGGAUUCUGCACAAGUCUGUGAAUCUUUGGUAUAG
Staurois parvus is the source of this 1194-nucleotide messenger RNA. The record is from the annotation of a GenBank genome assembly. NCBI's taxonomy places the organism in Eukaryota, Metazoa, Chordata, Amphibia, Anura, Ranidae.